This is a messenger RNA of Mytilus trossulus (common blue mussel), 1606 nucleotides long. RefSeq lists its product as uncharacterized. Gene Ontology annotation, molecular function: chitin binding. The record is from RefSeq and is a predicted model, not a curated record. Gene Ontology annotation, cellular component: extracellular region. NCBI's taxonomy places the organism in Eukaryota, Metazoa, Mollusca, Bivalvia, Mytilida, Mytilidae. Bases 32 to 880 code for a protein of 282 amino acids. The transcript is spliced from 3 exons.
UGAUGUAUCUACUGUAACCGUUGGAGAACAAAUGUGUAUUCCUUAUACACAGAAAUUAACUGGUAGCCCGUCAAGUAUUCAUGUCAAGCAGUUGUCCUCUCAAUACGUGAGUGCACUUCAAGGUUUUUUAUUCAAUGUGUCAUCUGAUACAUUUAUGCAAAGAAAUGGGGAUUGGAUAGUCAACUUGAACUCUUCAAGACCUCACCAAAAAUUGCGUUUCAUGAUGGGGAAAGCAACAUGUGAUAGUAUUGGAAAAUACGAAAUUUCCAUAGAAUAUGAUGAUGGAAAUGUUACAUCUAAUAAAUUUGAAAUCAGUUUAAAAGACCCACAGCUACAACACAGUGUCACACGAAUUGAUGACAACAUUCAUAUUCAUUGUGAAAUGAUAAAAACUUGCAUGGCCAGCUCUUUGGCCUUGUUUGUGAACGAUGGGAAUUCGUCACGUAUGAUACCUAACAUAAAUGUAUGUAGCAACAAUGAUCAGCAAAGUGGCACAACAGUUUCAGUUGACGCGAUACUUGGUGCAUCGUGGUUUUCUGGAAAUACGACUAUAUCAUGUGUUCCACUAAUAACAGAUUCGGAACUUGCUGCUAACCUUACAUCAACGACCCGUAUACCUGUAUGCGAAGGUGAUUGUGUACCUGAUUGCAAGGAUGAUCCACAAGGUGAAGCAUACUUUCCAGACAAAAAUGACUGUACUCAGUUUUACCAAUGUUCAAAUGGACAACUUGUUUCUCAAUCCUGCUCACCAUCAACAUACUGGUCAACUAGCGAGUGCACAUGUGUUCAUUUUGAUGAUAAAAUGUGUAAUAGAGAUACUAACAAAUUCUUAAUUCCUCUUUUGUCUAUCGAAAAAUGCACCAAUGCAUCGCUUGUGUAGUUAAUUAUUAGAAAAGAAUGUAUCCAAUACUAUGGUUCAUUUUUCUUUGUAAGUUACCAUAAUGAUUAUGUACGAGUCCUUGCAUUGGACAUAUGGAGAUAAGUGAAAGCAUUAAAGUCCACAGUCCUAGGGCAUCGGUUUUCCAUGAAUGUGGCACCUUAAAAUUCUAAUGUGAGUGUUCGAGCAAAUAUAAAUAUUUAACAUAAUUUGUAAAUACAUUUAAGUGAGAAAACGAAAUAAGACGAUAUUUUAAUGCUUCUUAUGUAAUUUUGAUAAUUGUAAAGAUAUAUUAAACAAGAUAUUACCUACCAAUUACGUAGAUAGUAUAGUAGAAGAAAAAGAAGAUUUUUUUUGUUCUAUUAAAAGUAGCAUAGUUCAACGUAAGACAUAAAUGAGUCAAUAACAAAAAUAAAUGGUAUAUUCAAAGGAGGAUUUGGACUGAUGCCGAAAUAUUCCACAGAAUUAAUGACAUAUUCAUAAUUGAAUGGUAUUUAUAGGAGAAAUUGAAGUUCUAAUCAGUUAAAUCUUCUAUAACAUAAAAUAAUAGACUGUAUCUUACUUUUCGUUUUGAUACUAGAUAUAUAUGCCUGCUAGAAUAAAAUUUGAUUAAAUAAGGGAGAUUACACAUACACUAGGGUUCAUCUGGAUGAUGGUAUUCCAGUUGUAUAUGAGUGCUGACUGAAUAUAUUAUACUUUGGAUUCUGAGAUUCUUUUCCAAGAAGGAAA